Ambispora gerdemannii is the source of this 1086-nucleotide messenger RNA. The record is from the annotation of a GenBank genome assembly. Lineage: Eukaryota; Fungi; Glomeromycota; Glomeromycetes; Archaeosporales; Ambisporaceae.
AUGAGCAUUCAACAAACUUGGAACGAAUAUAGGCGUCAUCGUGAUGGUGACCAUUUUACUGACUCUGUAUCUUUGUUGUUUGUGCCGACAGCAUCUGGGGCUCGAGGCUAUGACGCUGUAAGGCAAUACUUAGCUGCAGCCUAUGACUCGGCAAAGAUUUCGGUCAAGGAACAAAUAUUUCAUAGAACUAUCGGUCACGACUCGAUUGUUGAAGAAUCAGAGGCUACCAUUAACUUCAUUACUGGAGAAGGAAAUUGGAUUAUUCCAGGAAUAGAUUCAAGGCACACUAUCGAUGCCACUGUUGUAAUCCCAAUGGUUACAAUCGCGUCUUUUGAGCUACAAAGAAUUGCUUCAAUUCGUAUCUAUUGGGAUCAAGCUUGCGUACUUAAACAAUUAAAAUUGAUCACCGACAAAAACUCUUGGCCUAUCGUGGGCGAAAGGCAAAUUGAUGGUGUUCGUGAUAUAACUAAUGCAUAUCUCAAUCAAUUUGGAAGAUCAGAUCUAGCUGCUGGGGUUUCUCAACAAAUUGAACUUGGUCAUCAAAAUGUUCAUACGUCUAGUCGUGUGAAUCAACCUGGAGGAACUGGCGGAAAAUCAAACGUGUUUGGUGAUACGCACGAAGAACAAAUUGAACCUGCUCGUCGAAAUAUUCAUACGUCUAGUCGUGUGAAUCAACCUGGAGGAACUGGCGGAAAAUCAAGCGUGUUUGGUGAUACACACGAAGAACCUGCAAAUCGUAGAUUUAACCAAAACAAGAAUACAUCGCAAUUCUCUAUUGGAGGAGAUGCUGAUAGUGAAUACAAAGCACCACAAACUCAACGGAGAAUGAAUUAUAAUGCUGGCCGAUCACAAUUUGAAAUCGGAGGGGAUCAAGAUGGUCAAGCCGCUGGCUCGAUUACUGGCUCGUACAAGAAACAUUUCGGCAGAGAUCAAUCAUCUGUUACUUUUGGCAAUGAAGAUACUUCGACCAAUCAAAAUCAAAAACAGGCGGCAGAUCAACAAGAACAAGAUCAACAGCGUAUUAAGCCAUCGAGUCGUGUCUUGAAGCCUCCAGGUGGCGGUGAUUCACAGAUUACAUUUGGUUAG